Rotaria socialis is the source of this 982-nucleotide messenger RNA. The record is from the annotation of a GenBank genome assembly. NCBI's taxonomy places the organism in Eukaryota, Metazoa, Rotifera, Eurotatoria, Philodinida, Philodinidae.
GAGUCGACAAGGUUAUUUGAACAUUCGUUUGAUCCAUAGUGAAUACGAAGAAUUGCAAGAGCGACUGGAAGAAUUUCGAAAUCGCAAUGAACAGUUAGAUCUAUUGGAUUAUAACAAAUGUCCUCAUUCACCUGUGUGGACCAUCAUCCGGCAAGGUCUCGAUUAUAUUAAGAUUGCCUACAGGUUCGUCUUUCGCGUUGUUCCAAUCGAAAUUAAUGUUCGUCAUGCAUCGGUGGUCGUCAAAGAAACUGAAGUCCAAUUGAAAGACGAAAGUCAACUUGAAUGUGGCAAUCAGAAAAAGAGAAGAAAGAUCUUGGCAUGUGUGGUGGGCGAUGCAGCGAUGAACGUGCAUUUUUGGCCUGGGAGGGGUAUGAACUCAGGUAUGAAAGCUGCCAUGGCUCUUGCUCGAAAUAUCGUUCGUUUAUUCAUCUCCAAUACUUUGCCAGCACAAAUUCAAGUUUACACGCCUCUUCGUUACCUUGACUUCGUCGAUUAUGAAGCUUUUAUGACCCGGCUUCGUGCACGAGAACAACAAGGCCGUUCUCUUCGUGUAACAAGCAACCCAAUCGAUGGCAGUGUCGAAAACGCUCAUGCUUUCUCCCAUUUAAAUGUGUGCUACGAGCAUUAUAUAAGCACUCUCAUUGAGAAACUCAAGACAACCCGCCAACUCCUACAGGGCCGUCGUGAAUGGCCGCAUCGACAUCGUUUAGUGACCGAUGAUGAAGUGCAGGCGGCUUCGAAUCGAAUUUCAGCUAAUGCCGUCGCCCAACUUUCGCUCGCUAAUCCGUGGCCAACCCGAGAGAUGGCUGGACCCGAAGUGCUUGUGGAAGACUACUUUCCCAUGGACGAACACAAGCUGUUACCUCUUCCUUCGACCGGCGCUCAUGUUGCAGCCACUGGGCCAUCACGAAAAGCAGCUUCUUCCAGUAAGCAAGACUUAGUCGUUAGUCUUGUUAUCACUCUGACAAAAUUUUCGCUUUAG